AAAAGCAAGCAAUUGGCAAUUAGUUGGUAGAAAGCUAAAAUGAGAGUGAAUAUCCGACUUGCAUUCAUCAAAUUGACCCAAACACAUGUCCAAAUAAAUAAUCUUGCUCCUUGUCUGCUUAAUGUGUAAAAACUGGCAUGUAAUUACCAAUAUAAUGACCAUAUCAACUUUAUAAGGUUAACAUCCAGACAUUUCCCAAAUGCCCCAAAUAUUAAAAAAGAAGAAAUUCUAGUCAGUCACAAGUGAUGAUUGAGAGGGAUUAUUUUUAUGUGAGUUUUUACAUUACGUUUACACAAUCCUGCAAACCUUUGAUGUAAAUGGAGAAAACCAUUUUUAUAGCACAAAUGAAUAUUUCAGUUACACAUAGAAUAAAGAUGUUUACAAUAGACAAGACACUUAUCUAUUUCUGUUUGGGAACCACACUCCUCUUGCCCCACCCUCCAAGCCCAGAGAGAUCAAACAUCAUUGUUCAAUCAAUUAUUUUUUUACGCUGCUCCAAAAAUGUAUAAAUUCCAGUGCAAGCUUUUGAUUCAUCACACAGUAGUUUAGUUUUCUUAGAUGAUAUGAUGUCCACUGAGAGGUGGCCAGAGCAGAGUUGGGCACUCUUACAACUGUUGUUGGUGGCAUCUUUCUCUCAGGCUGAGGAGGUGGUGUGCAGGCAGAGAGGGGAUCCAGAAAAUCCCCAGCUAUCUAAACAUGGAGACAUUAUGUUGGGGGGAAUCUUCUCCUUCCACAGCAAGUGGACAGACAGACAAGAUACCUACAUGCACAAACCACUGCCACUGCAAUGCACCAGUUUAAAUUUCAGAGGGUUCCAGUUUGCUCAGGCUAUGCUCUUUGCCAUAGAGGAAAUUAAUAACAGCACAGAUCUACUGCCUGGCAUCUAUCUGGGGUACAAGAUCUAUGAUGCCUGUGCCACCAUUGCCAGAGGUGUGAGAGUUGCACUGUCCUUGAUUAAUGGUAAUGAAAUGGUAUUUGCUCCCUCUGAGGCAUGCACCAGAUCUUCCCAAGUGCAGGCUAUUAUGGGAGAAACCUCGUCCUCUCCUUGUAUGGCUAUAGCUACUGUCAUCGGACCUUUCCAUAUCCCAAUGAUCAGCCACUUUGCUACUUGUGCUUGUCUCAGUGAUAAAACCAAGUACCCAUCCUUCCUCAGAACAAUACCCAGUGACUACUACCAGAGCAGAGCCCUGGCCCAGCUGGUCAAGCACUUUGGUUGGACUUGGGUUGGAGCGAUAAGAACAAAUGAUGAUUAUGGCAAUAAUGGCAUGGCCACAUUCAUAGAAACUGCCCAGCAGCUGGGCAUCUGUCUGGAGUACUCUGUGUCUGUCUUUAGAACAGAUCCACCAGACAAAAUACAAAAGAUAAUUGACGUUAUCAGAGCUUCCACUUCCAAGGUGAUUGUUGCUUUCCUCUCCCACAAGGACAUGGAUGUACUAAUACAUGAGUUGUCUUACCACAAUUUGACAGGGUACCAGUGGGUAGGCAGUGAGAGCUGGAUCUCUGAUUCCCAAACUGCAGCCAUGGACAAGCAUCACAUUCUGGAUGGUGCCAUAGGCCUGUCCAUCCCCAAAGCACAUGUCAGUGGCAUGAGAGAGUUCAUGUUGGAUGUGAAGCCACUCAACUCAUCUAGUAAUGAAUUGUUUACAGAGUUUUGGGAGACUUUAUUUAGCUGUAAGUUCAAACAGUCAAAGCCAUUAGCAGCAAACCAGACUGAGUGUACUGGACAUGAAGAUGUGGCUGAGUUGCACCACAGCUUCACUUAUAUGUCGCUCAUGCCUAUCUUUUACAAUGUCUAUAAAGGAGUGUAUGCUGUGGCCCACGCACUUCAUACCAUUCUGAGCUGUAAUCAAACAUGUAACAAAGAGGUGCAGCCAGAUCCGUUUAUGAUUUUACAGCACAUAAGAAAGAUUCGGUUCAGAACAAAGGAAGGAGAUGAGGUCUACUUUAAUGAGAAUGGAGACCCAGCAGCAAAGUAUGAAAUUAUAAACUGGCAGCCAACUGAAAAUGGCAUUGUGGACUUUGUUACAGUUGGCUUUCAUGAUUCAUCAUCGCCUGCCGACCAACAGCUGAAUCUUCAAAAUAAGUCUUUAAUUUGGGCACAGAACUCACAAGAGGUGCCUUUGUCAGUUUGCAGUGAGAAAUGUCCCCCUGGAACUCGUAAGGUUCUGCAAAAAGGAAAGCCUGUCUGCUGCUAUGACUGUAUAAGAUGUGCAGAGGGAGAAAUAAGCAACAUUACAGAUUCUAACAAUUGUGUGCGAUGCCACCCUGACUUCUGGUCAAAUGAGAGAAGAGAUGCCUGUGAAAAGAAGGAGGAAGAGUUUCUAUCAUAUGAAGAGGUUAUGGGAGCAUUACUGACUGCUGCCUCCCUAUUUGGAACAUGCAUGACUGCUGUUGUAGCUUUCAUUUUCUUCAGAAACAGGCAGACUCCUAUUGUCAGGGCCAACAACUCUGAGCUGAGCUUCCUGCUGCUCUUCUCCUUGACUCUGUGUUUCCUGUGUUCUCUGACCUUCAUCGGUCGGCCCUCUGAGUGGUCCUGCAUGCUGCGACACACUGCAUUUGGGAUCACCUUUGUCCUCUGUAUCUCUUGUGUUCUGGGGAAAACAAUAGUGGUGUUGAUGGCCUUCAGGGCCACACUUCCAGGUAGUAAUGUGAUGAAAUGGUUUGGUCCUGCACAGCAGAGACUCAGUGUUCUGGGUUUCACUGUCAUACAAGUUGUCAUAUGUGUCCUCUGGUUAACAAUUUCUCCUCCUUUUCCACUGAGAAAUCUUAAGGAGUCCAAGCAUAAAAUCAUCUUAGAGUGCGCUCUGGGCUCAGCUGUAGGCUUUUGGGCUGUGCUUGGGUACAUCGGACUUCUGGCCAUGUUGUGUUUUAUUCUUGCUUUUCUGGCUCGUAAACUGCCUGAUAAUUUCAAUGAAGCCAAAUUUAUAACCUUUAGCAUGCUGAUAUUCUGUGCAGUAUGGAUCACUUUUAUCCCAGCGUAUGUCAGCUCUCCUGGGAAGUUCAGUGUUGCUGUGGAGAUAUUUGCUAUUCUGGCUUCAAGUUUUGGGCUGCUGAUUUGUAUUUUUAUUCCAAAAUGUUAUAUUAUCUUACUGAAACCAGAGAAGAAUACGAAAAAGAAUAUGAUGGGGAAGGGGGCACCAAAAUAGGUAAGGAAACUUUAAAAUGAUGGUGGCAUUUAGUGCCAUUAUUACUUUUUUUUAAAAAAUAAUAAUUAGUAGACAAGUAGACAUUUUAUAUUGUAGAUGUAUUACUGAGAUACAUACAGUGACAUACUGACAGAAUUGAAUACAGUGUAAUAUAUUGUCAUACGAGAUCUAAAAUUGUAAUGUGAUAAUAAUAAGAAUUAAAAAAAAACUAAGCAAUUGUAGCUUAAUUUUCUUGGUGCCUUUGGUCUCCUGAGGCUUUAGUUUUUUUCCCUCCUUGUUGUAGAACUUGUACAAAGCACUGCCAUGAGCAGUACUAUUUGAGACAAUGCAAGUUAACAUAGUGCUACCAUGCAGACAAUAUAUGUUCUGCAUACUGCACAUUUUUCUAAAAUACAGCACUACUAUUAAGAAAAAGUUAAAAAGUCACCACACAUUUAGC
Messenger RNA from Scatophagus argus, 3585 nucleotides. RefSeq names its product extracellular calcium-sensing receptor-like. The coding region runs from base 564 to 3146 and encodes 860 amino acids. Gene Ontology annotation, cellular component: membrane. NCBI's taxonomy places the organism in Eukaryota, Metazoa, Chordata, Actinopteri, Scatophagidae. Gene Ontology annotation, biological process: G protein-coupled receptor signaling pathway. Gene Ontology annotation, molecular function: G protein-coupled receptor activity. The transcript has 6 exons. The record is from RefSeq and is a predicted model, not a curated record.